AUGGUGCGGAGAGGAAUCGCUCCUGCCUCCCUGUACCGUUUGUACUCUCUCCUUCUCGUCAAGGAGUCUCUGUCCAGGCUGUUCGCCCGCUGCGGCCACGUCCAGUCUGUGGACAUCUGUGAGAAGCCGGGGCUGGGAGAGAAAAAAGAGAAACUCACGUCCAAAUUCUUCAACUGCAAAACUGUAACGGGCUUUCAGGUAGCAUAUGUGGUGUUCAGGAAACCAUCUGGUGUCCAGGCAGCCAAGGCCCUGUCACGGGAAGAUCCCUUGCUGAUAUCAACAGAGAGUCACCCUGUGAAAACUGGCAUUAGCAAGUGGAUCGCCAGCUAUGCCGCCUCAAUUGUGGAUGAGGAGGAGCUCAAGGCUGAGGUGGACGCCUACAUGCAAGACUAUGACAAAAAGAUGGCAGAGGAAGAAGCCAAAGCGGCCAAGGAGGAAGGUGUUCCAGAUGAGGAAGGCUGGGUGAAGGUAACACGGAAGGGCCGGAAGCCCGGCCUGCCCCGCACAGAGGCUGCCAACCUGCGGGUGCUGGAGAGGGAGAAGCAGAAACGGGCCCGCAAAGAGCUGCUCAACUUCUAUGCCUGGCAGCAUCGUGAGACCAAGAGAGAGCACAUCGCCCAGUUGAGGAAGAAAUUUGAGGAGGACAAGCAGAGAAUUGCGCUGAUGCGAGCCCAGCGCAAGUUUCGGCCGUACUAAGCUGUGCUGAGCUAUUUUCUUAGAUGUCUGUACUGGAGAGGGUGGGAGAGAUGCCUAUGGACUCUAUGUGCCAAGGGAUUUCAAGGAAUUGAGGCAGCUUCAGGUUGUCCCUGCCCUUGGAUCUGAAGCGGGAGAUCCCAGCAACUGCCACUGGAGGAGGAGUUUCCUUCAUCGCACGGUUAUCUUCCUGCUCUCC
This is a messenger RNA of Charadrius vociferus (killdeer), 892 nucleotides long. RefSeq names its product ribosomal RNA processing 7 homolog A (S. cerevisiae) (gene RRP7A). The coding region runs from base 1 to 696 and encodes 231 amino acids. Gene Ontology annotation, biological process: rRNA processing; ribosomal small subunit assembly. The record is from RefSeq and is a predicted model, not a curated record. Gene Ontology annotation, cellular component: UTP-C complex; CURI complex. Lineage: Eukaryota; Metazoa; Chordata; Aves; Charadriiformes; Charadriidae. The transcript is spliced from 5 exons.